GUGUGUGUUAGUGUUAUCCGGAAAGUUCUCGAAGUUUCUCGCAGCGUACGGAACACGCACGCGCACAGCGCUCUGAUUGGCCAGGCGCUCCUGCGAACGCACGCGAGCGAUCGCGAACAAUCUGAGGAGAACAUUCUCGCGAGAUCAGCACGUGAACUCAAAGCGGGUUGCGUGUUGGAGAAGAGCAGAAACCGGUGCGCCUCAGUCCAGUUCUCUUCGCUCACACUCAGCUCAUGGAGAGCCGGGGAUACUAGGGUUAUUAUUAAUAUAGAUAUUAGCAUCUACACCAUCUUUUGUUUCUUUCAUCAGGCUGAAGGAAGAGUUUUAAUUCGCUGUUUGAAGGCACUCCUGUGUAUUAGGUGGUGAAAAUGUCAGUGGUGGGAUUUGACGUGGGUUUUCAGAGCUGUUAUGUAGCUGUAGCCAGAGCCGGUGGAAUCGAGACCGUCGCCAACGAGUACAGCGACAGAUGCACACCGUCCUUUGUAUCUUUUGGGCCUCGAAGUCGGGCAAUAGGUGCAGCUGCAAAGAGCCAGGUGGUCACCAUGCAAAAUACCGUCCAAGGAUUUAAGCGAUUCCAUGGCAGGCCGCUCACUGACCCAUAUGUCCAAUCAGCAAAGUCCAGUCUGGUCUAUGAUCUCGCUGAGAUGCCCACAGGGACCACCGGCAUCAAGGUCAUGUACAUGGAGGAGGAGAAGGUGUUCAGUAUUGAGCAGGUCACUGCUAUGCUCCUGAACAAACUGAAGGAGACUGCAGAAUCUGCACUCAAAAAGCCAGUGGCAGACUGCGUCAUUUCUGUGCCGAGCUUCUUCACCGAUGCAGAGAGAAGAUCGGUUAUAGACGCUGCGCAGAUUGCUGGCCUUAACUGCCUGAGACUCAUGAACGAGACCACUGCAGUUGCCCUGGCAUAUGGCAUUUACAAGCAGGAUCUGCCCGCACCUGAGGAGAAACCCAGAACUGUUGUGUUUGUUGACGUUGGCCAUGCUGGCUAUCAGGUUUCUGCCUGUGCCUUUAACAAGGGGAAGUUAAAGGUCCUGGCCUCUGCAUUUGACAGUGAGCUGGGUGGGAAAGACUUUGAUGAAAUACUUGUUCAGCAUUUCUGCACUGAGUUUGCUAAGAAGUACAAACUAGAUGUGCGCUCCAAGCCUCGUGCUCUGGUGCGCCUCUACCAAGAGUGUGAGAAGCUGAAAAAGCUCAUGAGCGCCAACUCCUCGGACCUGCCGCUCAACAUUGAAUGCUUUAUGAAUGACAUCGAUGUUAGUAGCAAACUCAACAGAGGCGAUUUUGAGGAGAUGUGUGCGGGGCUGCUAGCCAAAGUGGAGGGACCCCUGCGCAGCGUGCUGGAGCAAGCUAAGCUAAAGAAAGAGGACAUUUACGCAGUGGAGAUUGUAGGUGGUGCCUCUCGGAUCCCUGCCAUCAAAGAGAGAGUCAGCAAAUUCUUCGGGAAGGAGCUGAGCACAACACUAAAUGCAGACGAGGCUGUAGCCAGAGGCUGCGCACUGCAGUGUGCAAUCCUUUCGCCUGCCUUCAAAGUGCGAGAGUUUUCCAUCACAGACAUGGUUCCGUAUCCCAUCUCUCUGAAAUGGAAUUCAGAUGCCGAGGAAGGCUUAAGUGAUUGUGAGGUAUUCCCUAAAAACCACCCUGCACCUUUCUCUAAAGUCUUAACCUUCUUCCGCAAGGAGUCUUUCUCUCUGGAGGCCUACUACAACAAUCCAAAGGAGCUGCCGUAUCCUGAUCCUACCAUUGGUCAGUUCAGUAUCCAGAAGGUAUUGCCUCAGUCUUCAGGUGAGUGUUCUAAGGUAAAGGUGAAGGUGCGUGUGAACGUGCACGGUGUGUUCAGUGUGUCCAGUGCCUCCCUGGUGGAAGUGGUGAAGACUGCAGAAGGAGAAGAGCCCAUGGAGACGGACACCACUGCCAAAGAGGAAGAGAACAAGAUGCAGGUGGACCAAGAGGAGCAGAAAAGCCAGAGUGAUGGGCCGAAGGAGAACGUAGAUAAGAAAUCCGACAGUGAGGACAUGGAGACUGAGGAAAACAAACAGGAAAAGAAGAACGACCAGCCGCCACAAGCCAAGAAACCCAAAGUGAAAACAAAGACUGUAGACCUGCCGAUUCAGAACAACCUGCACUGGCAGCUUAGCAACGAGCUGCUCAAUCUGUUUGUGGAGAAUGAGGGGAAGAUGAUCAUGCAGGACAAACUGGAAAAAGAGAGGAACGACGCGAAGAAUGCGGUUGAGGAGUAUGUGUAUGACAUGAGGGACAAAUUGCAUGGAGUAUUGGAGAAGUUUGUCAGUGAGGAAGAUCGGGAUGCUUUUAGUCUAAAACUUGAAGACACAGAAAACUGGCUGUAUGAAGAUGGAGAAGACCAACAGAAGCAGGUGUACAUUGAUAAACUGGCAGAACUGAAGAAACUCGGACAGCCCAUCCAGGACCGAGCGCUACAGGCGGAAGAGAGACCAAAAGCCUUUGAGGAGCUCGGGAAACAAGUCCAAAAAUACAUGAAGAUUUUAGAAGCGUACAAAGCAAAGGAUGAGCAGUAUGAGCACCUGGACGAGCUGGAGGUGAUGAAAGUGGAAAAGCAUGUGAACGAGACCAUGAACUGGAUGAACAACAAAAUGAAUGAACAGAGCAAGCAGAGUCUGACACAAGAGCCUGUUAUUAAAGCCUGUGAGAUUCAAGCCAAAACCAAGGAGCUGACCUCCACCUGCAACCCCAUCGUCUUAAAACCCAAACCCAAAGUUGAGGUGCCAAAGGAGGAGAAGACGCCUGAACAGAACGGCCCAGUUAAUGGACAGGAAGGCUCGGAGGCGCAGCCCAGCAGCCCAAACAAAGACAAACCGGCUCCAGAAUCCACAGAGGCCAAGCUGCCUGAAAUGGACAUCGACUAACUCUUCAUCCACACACAAGUUCUCUCAGCUUGCUUCCAAAUCAUGACUGAAACAAGCUAGCUACAUUAGUUUCUCUAUCAGAAAGCACCGUGAACUUCCUGAACUGGGUUUUUUUUUUUUCGUUUUUGUGGGUUUUUUUCCUCUGUAUAAAAUAAGGUUGCACAUUUGUUGGUCUUUUUCACAUUAAAGAAAUCUGAGCUUGAA
Messenger RNA from Silurus meridionalis, 3086 nucleotides. RefSeq names its product heat shock protein 4a (gene hspa4a). Gene Ontology annotation, molecular function: ATP binding; ATP-dependent protein folding chaperone. Lineage: Eukaryota; Metazoa; Chordata; Actinopteri; Siluriformes; Siluridae. Gene Ontology annotation, cellular component: cytosol; nucleus. Gene Ontology annotation, biological process: protein folding. The record is from RefSeq and is a predicted model, not a curated record.